Messenger RNA from Drosophila obscura, 1015 nucleotides. Its product is annotated as probable serine/threonine-protein kinase yakA. Bases 76 to 966 code for a protein of 296 amino acids. The record is from RefSeq and is a predicted model, not a curated record. NCBI's taxonomy places the organism in Eukaryota, Metazoa, Arthropoda, Insecta, Diptera, Drosophilidae. The transcript is spliced from 2 exons.
CUCGAGGCGUGCCCACCAACGUGUUGACAGCACAGCCCUUAGCAGCGAAAAAGAGUUUAGCGAAAGCCGAAGAAGAUGCGUGGAUUAAUCGUUCUGACCUUCUUGGCAGCAGUGGCAGUGCGUGCCGAUGUGGGUGGCUACAACUACGGAGCCGGCCUGGGUGGCGCGUCUAGCGGCUCUCUGUCUGGCGGUUCAAACUCUGGUGGUUCAUUUUCUGGUGGUUCCAGUGGCUCCCUUUCGGGAGGUUCUAUUUCUGGCGGCUCUCUGUCUGCCGGAUCGCUUGGCUCCUCUGCGGGCUACUCGAAUGACUACGCCCCCGUCAACACCGAUUUCAACAAGGAGUUCUUCACCUACACCGCCCCAGAGGCCGACUUUGAGGACAACACGAGCGUCAGUGACCUGGCCGCUUCGCUGAAGAAGAACCUGCGCGUGGUCUUCAUCCGUGCGCCCGAGAACAAGGGCCUGGAGAACGCCGCCCUGACUCUGGCCAAGCAGGCUGCCGAGCAGCAGACCGCCAUCUAUGUGCUGACCAAGCAGGGUGACCUCUCCAGCCUGGCCAACCAGCUGCAGAACCUGAACCACGUGAGGGCCAGCAAGCCCGAGGUGCACUUUGUCAAGUACCGCACGCCGGAGGACGCGCUGAAUGCCCAGCGUACCAUCCAGCAGGAGUACGAGCGCCUGGGUGGCUCCUCCGCCUCUCACAAUGGAGGCGUUGCCCCAGUGCUGGACUUCACCUCCAAGCGCCAGCAGCAGUUCCAACAGCAACAACAACAGCAACAACAACAGCAGCAACAGCAACAGCAAGUGCAGCUGGUGGAUGAGCGUCGUGCCUCCAGCAUCAAUGUCGCCUCGACUGGCAGUGUGUCGAACAUUGGCGCUGAACUGGAGGCUCCCUCCGCAUCCUACAUCCCACCCGCGGCGGCCACGCCACAGGCCACUUACUUGCCUGUGAACAAGGUCAAAUAGUUGGUCGAAGUGUAGCCUUAUUAACAAAUUAGCCAAAUUGUGGAGUGUA